UACCAUUUCCUCAUCACACCUUCUCCCAGACGGAUCAUUACCCCAGUUUGUGUUCUCCUUCCUCAGCCAUUCAAUGCUCUUCCAACAUGGAGCUGUUGUCGGAUGAGAAGCCUUCACAUUCAUGCAAUCCUGGUACACUCCCACUACCAGCUGUAUUGGACAUAACAGAUGGAUCUAUGAAGCUGCUAAAUACCCAUCCAAACAUGACACAUCAUCACCAGAGUCUUGGCCGUUCAAUAUUUUUGAAACGUUCGCGGCAUUAUUAUGGCCACCAAUAUUCUCGACGAAACUCUGCUAACCAUGCCAGUGCAUCUUCUUCUCGUGGAAAGGGAGCUUCAUUUGAUGACAAGCUUUCUUUCAAGUUGGCUCCCCAACCCAACACACAGCCAAGACAACAUACAGAAUACAGAGAAAAGACAGUUUCUAGGCCAGAGAGAAUCCGUUCAAGUUCCUUAGCGAUGGAUGCAGUAUCACCAGAUGCAAUGAAGACGAUUUGUGGGAUUUGUGAGAAGCCAUUGAGGCGCAAAUUUAAUUUUCUUGGAAAUUCUGUGUCUUGCAGUGAGCUUUCAGUUGUGGCAGUUUUAGUAUGCGGUCAUGUUUAUCAUGCAGAGUGUCUGGAGCACGAAACUCUGAUUGAAGAACUGCGUGAUCCGCCAUGUCCUAUGUGUGCAUGUUCACUCUUGCAUGCUAAUGACUCUAAAGGGCAUGAAUAGUUUCCUAGCAGGUGAAUGUUGCCAUUUGAUGCUGAUUAUCUACUAUGGAACAAAAUUUUGUGAAAGAUAACAAAAUGCUCUCAUGAAAGGUAGUUCAUUUUGUUGCAAAUGAACUAGUAGCUAGGAUAAAGAAUUAAAGAUCUUGUAGACUCUCAGGAUAUGUGGAUUAGGGAGAGUUUGUAUAAUUUCCUGUAUAUCACUUUUAUUUUUCACUAGGCACAUAUGACAUAGGGGAUCAUAAUAUUGUAUCACUUACUUAAUGCUUUGGUAAUAUGAGGCAUAACACAGAAUUUCUAGUAGCUGUGCAUGUUUUAGAAUUUGAAA
This is a messenger RNA of Lotus japonicus, 1037 nucleotides long. RefSeq lists its product as uncharacterized. Bases 87 to 713 code for a protein of 208 amino acids. Lineage: Eukaryota; Viridiplantae; Streptophyta; Magnoliopsida; Fabales; Fabaceae. The transcript has 4 exons. The record is from RefSeq and is a predicted model, not a curated record.